Molecule: messenger RNA, 3105 nt
Organism: Monopterus albus (swamp eel)
Lineage: Eukaryota; Metazoa; Chordata; Actinopteri; Synbranchiformes; Synbranchidae
Gene: rpgrb
Product: retinitis pigmentosa GTPase regulator b
Exons: 17
Coding region: 111-2171 (686 amino acids)
Source: RefSeq, a predicted model, not a curated record
ACGUCGUAACCUAGGAGACGUUUUGUUUACUUCCGGGUUCUCGAAGCCGAAAACAAGAGGGAUAGUAACACGCCCGCAGCACAGAGCAAAGCGGAUUAAAGUUCGCAGAGAUGGCAGGAGAGGCUGAGGACGAGAUACCAGAAUCAGGAGCAGUUUUCACUUUUGGAAAGAGCAAAUUUGCUGACAACAUCCCCAGUAAAUUCUGGCUUAAAAAUGACGUCCCGCUCAAAAUAGCCUGUGGAGACGAACACACCGCCUUAAUAACCAAAAAUGGGAAGCUCUUUGUGUUUGGCAGCAAUAACUGGGGCCAACUCGGCCUGGGAUCCAAAGUGACCGUGAACAAGCCCACCCGUGUCAAAGCUCUGAAAUCUGAGAAGGUUCAGCUUGUGGCCUGUGGCAGGAACCACACUCUCGUCUGCACAGCUCAGGGGCGGGUGUACGCCUCCGGGGGGAAUGGUGAGGGUCAGCUGGGGCUUGGCGACUGUGAGGAGAGGACAGCCUUUGAGCGAGUCGGUUUCUUCGAUUCACACGGACCAAUCAUAAUGCUCGCUGCUGGUUCAAACACCUCGGCUGCUCUCAUGGAGAGUGGCAAGCUGUUCAUGUGGGGCGACAACAGCGAGGGUCAGAUCGGCCUGGGGAAGGAAGGCCACGCCUCUUCGCCACAGGAAGUGACUGUGGGUCGACCAGUCAGCUGGGUGUCCUGUGGAUACUACCACUCUGCCUUAGUGACAACUGACGGAGCUCUGUACACGUUUGGUGAGCGUGACAGUGGGAAGCUGGGUCUGGGCACCGAGCAGCUGCCGGGACACCGGGUCCCUCAGCUGGUGAAGAGCAUCAAGGAGCCAGUGACACAGGUGGCCUGUGGGGGUGGGCACACGGUGGUGCUAACAGAUGUCAGCGUGUACACGUUUGGCCUUGGCCAGUUUGGACAGCUCGGUCAUGGGACAUUUAUUUUCGAGUCCCGGCUGCCACGUCUGGUGGACCACUUCAGGAAGGGCCGGGUAUGUCAGGUGGCCUGUGGAGAGAACCACACCGCUGUCCUCACUGAUGGUGGUUUGCUGUACACGUUUGGAGACGGCCGACACGGGAAACUGGGCCUGGGAGAGGAAAACUUCACCAACCAGUUCAAACCAACUCUGUGUUCACGCUUCCUUAAGUACAAAGUCCAGGCAGCUAGAUGCGGCGGCUGUCACAUGGUGGUGCUGGCUCAGCCGCGGGAUCCGAACUGUGCGGACGUGACACUGGAGGAGGACGAUGUGACAGAGGAUUUCCUGGAGAAGCCGUACGUGGAGCUGCUGGGGGACACGGCCGACUCCUCCACUCUGCAGAGGAGCCAACCACAGGAGCGAUCUCCAGACCAGCUGGGCGCCCGCACUCUGCCCGCCAUGAUGUCCCUCCAACCCCUGCUGCCUGUCACCAGCCACACUGUCCUGCCUGAGCUGACCCACAGAAAGGUGCUCAACGGUCCUCACCUACACGGGAGCGCAGGGUCACUGCACCAGGAGCAGACAGGCGGCGAGACAAGCAGCGCCGUGGAGAGCCUGACGGACACUGACAGCGUUAAAGACCUGGGUGAAACCACAGACUUCCUGAACAUGACACAUGUGAUGAAGAUGGACCCCAGUGAUAAAACGCUCACACUGUCUCCAGUUCAGAAGGAUUUGACCCAAGGAUUUGCUCAGAAGUUGAGCAAAGGUGAGGAGGAACCGGAGGAAGACAGUGUUGAUGACAACGAUGAGGAAGAAGAGAACUAUGCAUCAGCUGAGAUGGAGGGAGCAGCAGAACAGAGGCCUGGGCCUGGUGAGCUGCAGACAGCGCCUGCACCCAACAGGGAGCCCAGAGGUGACAGAGCAGCUGAAGUCACUGCAGAGCCCAACACUGCAGCUAAAGACAAGGCCGAUGACGGCUUGAAAAAAGUCAAUGGGACUGCAGACAGCGGCUCCAAGAACCAAUCAGGCUCCAGCAAAAAGCGCUCCAUCUUCAGACAGCUGUCCUCUUCCAGGGCGAAACAGAGACACAGCAAGGAUCCAACCCCAGCGGAGAGCACCGUCAGCCAGGACACAGCCGCCCAGGGAGAGCCUGUGUCCCCUGCCACCGGCAGCAGCAACCUGGGCACAAACAGAGGCCAAGUGCAGCAGCGAUCCCGCUCUGGCACCUGCGCCCUGCUGUGAUCCUAGCAACACAACUCUCAGGUGGCCUAAGUUACCUGGAAGAGUUUGACUGAGGUGUGAAAGCAGCACAGUGACAUGGUGCUUUUCACUAAACACACAAGGUUUUCUCAUGGAUCAGUGGGUGCAUGCAGUGUUGUCCUCCUGUGGAGGUCAGACUGUGCUGGGUGUGUCCACAGCCUAAAGCCACAGCAGAGACACUGCACAUCUGCCUAAGUGAUCAUCUCUGAAGCUUAAAGGAACUGUGCACCCGCCUGCAGCUGGAAGUGUGGCUCUGAGAUGUGUCAUGCUCCAACAUGGAGGACAGCAGCUUUAGUCAGACCAGCACAGCUGGAUUAUCAGCUUGUGGUGUCUCACCUGGGCUGUGCACAUUAACAGUAGAGCUACAACUGCUUGACCUGGGUCUUUCAUUUUUACAUCAAGGCUUAAAAGGGUCCAUGUGCACUGAUUACUUCAGUUUUUAAAUGUUGCUUAUUCUUAAAAUUAUGUUUGACAUCAUAUUGCCAAAGACAAGCUGAGAAUCCUCCACCAGUAUGACCAGUAUCACUAUGCUGCUAGGCAGUUUUUCAUUUUACAUUUAGUUGACUCCUUGCUGUGUGGCCGAGCCUCAACGUGUGUGUGUGUGUGUGUUUUCAAACUGUGAGGGUGUAAAUAUUCUUAUUUAUUGUGUCCUGGACCUUGAGCACUUUUGCACUUUUGAUGUGCAUUUCAACAAGAUGCAUUAAUUUUAUAUUCUGACGCGAUAAUCUCAUUUAACUGACCCAUUCGUUUUUUAUCAUUUAGAUUUUUGUGAUAUCAGUAAAGCAUUUUGAUAUAAAGCUGAACACAAGUCCUUACUUUUCUACAAAUUCUUACUGUAAUUUCCGGAUUAUAAACUGCAACUUUUUUCGCUUCAUGCACACACCUUCAUCAUGGAAAACACACAACGAAAUGCAUA